Molecule: messenger RNA, 5297 nt
Organism: Magallana angulata
Lineage: Eukaryota; Metazoa; Mollusca; Bivalvia; Ostreida; Ostreidae
Exons: 39
Coding region: 299-4729 (1476 amino acids)
Cellular component (GO): membrane
Source: RefSeq, a predicted model, not a curated record
UCUUCAAGUAUUAUUCAAUUGAUAGACCAAAAAAAUGUAACCAAACAAACGCACAGAAAAAAACGCAGUAACUGCAAAGUCAGACAGUUUAAAAACCAGUUUGAUUCAGAUAUUGCUGCAGACGAUUGUAGGAUUAGGAUAAAUUUUUAUACAAAGCAAGAUUCUUCAGGUAAGGAUUUUAAACGACGUCUUGUUAUUUAAACCAUUGUCGUUUGAGCUGCUCCUACACCUAGUUGGAUGUUUGCAGUUAUACAGAUAUCAUUGUGUAUCAGUUCGUUAUACUGGUUUGGUGACCAAAAUGACAAAGAAACACAUAGGAACACGUAUCUUGGAUGUUUUUGCGCAUGCACCAGGGACUUUGAAAGAAAAUUUGUACUCUUUACCAGUUAAUGUAUUGAUACUUUGCCUGAUAUUAUGCAAGUGCGUAUCUGUAGGGUACUUUGUAAUGGGUCUGGUUUGGAAGCUCCACACCGACGUUAUUGAUGAGAGCUGGAUCAGGAUUCUAAACAGGCUGUGGAUCGGAAAUCUUAGACUAGGGUCUACAGUCAAUGGACUAGUGUUCACAGCGAUAUGUCUGUUUCCAGUUUAUGUCAUCGCUGGGACUCUCGGAUUAGUGGGAGUAUUUCGUAAAAAGAAGAUUUGUAUUGUUUUGUACAUGGUUUUCCUGUUGAUGUUCCUAAUGAUAGACAUAGUUUAUGUAUCCCUUUUUGCUGCUCUUCUCACAAAUAUGAAGUCUUUCUCCCUAGCAUCGGAUUUUCAAGGAAUAUAUACGUCCUUUGUGCUUCUCAACCAAAAUAGUCAAACUGAUGUUAAGAACAUCAAAGCUGAUUGGCUUCAGAUGUUUCAGUUGUUGGGAUGCUGUGGCAUAACAAACAAUGAUGGUGACAGUCAUUGUACCAGUUAUAUUUCGACACGCCCGUGUUGGGAAAAAUUUUCGGAUACUAUGACCACAUACUGCUCUUCCUAUCUCAGUUUGUCCGGACUACUAUUUUUUCUUGAGAUCAUACAACUGUCUUUAUGCGACCUUAUCUACAGCCAAUUGUCUAGAGAGAAGAAACUUCCAUUCGCUUUAGCUAAAACCUUUAUAUCAAAGAUGCAGGUCUCCUGGAAAACGUCCCGGAAAACUGUUUUGACAAACAUUUGUAGAGUUCUUUCAAGCAUUAACGCCAUUGUUCUCAUUAUACUGGGGUCGGUGUUGCUAAAUGAUGACCAAAUGACUGGAGAAUAUGUAUAUCACAUUUACAUUCAACUUUACUUUUGUGGACUUAAUUUCACGGACAUCAUAAAUGGACUCGGACAUCUAAUGAUUGUUCUUGGGACUUUGGAAUUAUUUGCAAAUAUUUUAGCUGUGCUUGCUGACGUAAAGUUUCCAGAAAACAAGACCAAAAGUGCAAUGUUUUUGGGACUUAACAGCCUGCUAAUGGUGUUGAAAAUUACUGUCUUAAGCUUAUGCAUUCAACUCGUUCUGCAGAUGAAUGGCGACGAACCUCGUAAACAGAUGGCAUACUUAUUAAGAAACUAUAGCAUGGGUGAUAUGGCACGUAAUUGGAUGUAUUUAUUCAGCGAACUUCAAUGUUGUGGAUUAAUAUCUGGUUAUGAUAUUUCUGACUUUAUAACGAUAUCUCAUGGAUAUUAUCCAAUUACUUGCUGCCGAAUGACAUUAUAUGAUACAUCAUAUAGUCAGAUACGUUCCAGCACCGAAGUAUAUGGACAAUAUUGCGACUUGAUACAAACGGGAUGCCUCGGAAAGUUAACUAAAAAUUUUCAAAUUUACACAACUGGGUUUCUUGUCACAACGGCGAUGUCCAUAGCUUUCGGGAGUAUGGUAAUUGUGUUUACCACAGCACAGUUGAAAUCCAUUUAUUCAACUAAUCUUAAAAAAGAUGGAAUACCUGAAGAAAAUGUAGUUGACCGAAAACAUAUCGCCAAGCGUCUCAUCACAUACUGUAAAAUGAACUUGGAAGAUGUAACUCUUAUGAUUGCUACCAUUCUUUGCAUUAUCUUUGGAAGUGCCCUAUUGAUAGAAGGAUUUCUGUUUAAAUAUGAUUCAAUAUUUAACCACCAUAUAAUAAAAGAGGUCCUUUUUAACAAUAUUACAUUUGAAGGAUUGUCUUUUACUGAAAUAAGGCAGUCACAGUAUUCUUUUAUGUUUGCUACCGGAACAGUCUUGAUAGUCAUUUGUGGAAGUGGAAUUUUUAUGUUAAAGACGCAAUCAAAAUAUCUUCACAUAAUUCAAAUGGUGUUUGUGAGUCUUGCGCUGGCGUUGACAAUCAUUGGGUUAGGCCUAUGGGGGAAAAUAAAAGAUUCGAUAAGUAACCAACUGCAAAAUGAAACAGAGAUUUUCCUGGACAGGUUUCGUUACAAUUCCAAUAGACAAUUUGCACACUUACUUACCUCAGAAGGAGCUUUGAACAAUCUUUUUGCCAAGGCCGAAUGCUGUGGACUCGCGUUUUCUGAUGGCAGUGAACUUUCUUUAGGAGGAGGAGAAAAAAUCCCAAUUUUUUGCUGCAAAAGCAAUCCAUUGACAGAACCAUCCUUAUUAAGUAAUGACGAUUGCACUAAAGGAAUAGACCCAAGCCUGCGACACAGGACUGUGGCAUGCAAUGAUGCAAUACUGACCAGACUGGGAUACUACGACACCUCCUUUUUCUGUUUCACCUCGUUGACAAUUCUUUGUUUAAUUAUUCAGCUAUCAUUUUACAUAUAUCGAUUGUGUAAAAGGAAUUUUACUCCCUUGCAAAAGGAAAAAUACUUCAAUCUGCUUAAAAGUCAAGGGGGAGACAGACUCUCAGUCGUUUUUGAGUGGAGAACACUAUUUCUGUUUCUUGUGAUGAUAUCCUCAGUAAGCAUGGUUGUUUUCGGAGUUCUUUUGAAACACGACGAUAAAAUGACUGGUGAUUCUGUACAAUACAUCUACCAGUUCCUUUAUUUCCAUGGCGCCAACUUCAAUGACAUUGUGGAGACAAUGUAUCUCAGUCUGAUUGUUUUAGGCGUCUCUUCCUUGGUUUGUUGUAUGCUGGGACUGUCUGAUAUAUUUAAACUUCUGAGACAUACAGCAAAGGAAAAAUUUUACGUUGUUGCCCUGUUCAUUUUGAUUCCUGCAAAGCUUACCUGUGUUUUUCUUUUAGAGUCAAUUCAUUCAGAGAUUGAUACUUAUUCAAACAGUACAAACUACCAGUUAUUAAAUAUGGAUCGACAAUUUUCAAACAUUUAUUCCAAUUUUUAUACUUAUCUAAAUAAUUUUUACCAUCAGUUCGAUUGCUGUGGAUCUACAGGAUCACAUGGAUUUCGAUAUCUUGUUAAUAAUGCUGGAUAUGGGUCGGUGGCUGGAUAUCAACCACGUGUGUGUUGUCAAGAAUACCAGAACUGGCAAACGCAAAUGUUGUCUUCUACGCAGUGUGAGAAAAAGGCAUGUGGUGGAGAGUUCCUUUCUAUUGUUAACCAUUAUAUGUAUGGAUUAAUGGCAUCCAUGUCAAUUACGGCAGUGUUUGAGAUUAUUUGCCUAAUUUUUUCCAUGUAUUACCUUCUGCGUUUUAAAAAACAAGAACAACGUGAGAUAAAACUAUGGAUAGCAGAACUUUUAAAAAAAUUUUGUUCAAGAAGACAUUUGUGCGGAUUGGCGUGUGGAAUUUUAAAGUUGAUGUUGUCUUUGGCAUUUUUGGCUGAAAUCAUUGCUCUCCGAUAUGAUGAGAUAUUUGCCAACAAACAGAUCUAUUUUCUUCUUGCAAGAGUAUCCAUGGCUGGGAACUCGUUUACCAUGAACCUAGUUAUUUUCAGAUGGUUGAUGAUUACAUCCAUGUGUCUUCUUCUCCUUGACUCUAUCUAUUCAUUUCUAACGAUUUACAAAGAAUCAAAGAUUUUGCAUGCCUUCAACAUUGUUUUCUGUGUCCUUGGAAUUUCUUUCGUCCUUGCUAACCUAGGAUUCUGGAUAGCAGUUGAUGUUGAGAAUUUUCCGAGUGAGUUAAUGUCACAAUUUUCAGCCAUAUACCAUUUUAACUCCCUGCUAUACGAAGGUUACCAAAUGAACGAAAACGGUGCCUGGAACAAUUUGUUUGUUAAGCUAAAAUGUUGUGGAUAUAAUUACGGUAACGCAUCUGAUUUUCCACGUCCCAUUAAUUUGCAAGUCGGAACCUCAGUAAUAAAUUCUUAUUACUUAAUGUAUGAUAUGACCCCCUUGUUUUGUUGUUACUCCAAUCCGUUGACACAGACAUACAACUCAGACUACAGCACAUGUACUUCUCCCGGAGGGAGUGGUUAUCGUUAUACAGAGCCAUGUUUUCAGAAACUGUCGGAAAGACUUAAAGAAAGGUACAGCAUUGCCUUUUACGUCAUGACUUCACUGGCUUGUUUACUUGAGAUUUUUACUAUUAUCAUUCUAAGUAAAUUGAUAAAGAGUGAUUUGCCCCUAAAAGAAGAUCCAAUUUUGCUGAAAAUGAGAGUCCAUCCAACAACUAGGGGAAAAUUAAAGAACACCUCAGAAGAACAGAGAAAUAAGAAUUAUGAUAUGUCUACAUUGGAGGAAAAAGAAAGAAAUGAACUCUCUCAAAUUUCUACAACAGAAGACAUGAAUGGCACUGUUUUGGAGGAAAAUCAGGAUGAAAAAUCUGAGAAAAUAGAGAAGAAAAAAAGAAGACGAGGGGGUAAAGUGAAGCCAAUAUCCGAUAUACCCAAUCCCGUCCAAAGGCCGUUGUCAAAGCUGCCUCCACUGCAGAUGCAGCGUAAACCAUAGUAUUGGACCUGUGUCUAUUUAGAGAUUCGGUUUGUUUUAAAUGGUAUUGUUUGUAUCACAUCGAAAAUAUAUUGUUAAUGCAUCACCCGAAAGUACUGUUGGACAUAUUUAAAAAAACCACGUGACCUAUGUGUUUUAAAGCAUGGAUCAAACUCUGAAUGUGGACUUUGAGAUUUUUGACACACAUGCACUUGAUAAAGCGACAUUCGAUUGAUACCCACAACGUAUUUUACAAUAAACGUUUGAUUUUAUAUUUUUUCCUUUAAAUUGUUUUUGAUUAACAUAUUUUCAAGUUCUUGUUUGCAUUUCUUUGAAUGGGUGUCAAUGAUUUGAUUGAUUAGUAUUUUAUCACAACUUAUUUUUAAAAUAUUCAAUUGGUUUGUAGAUGUUUGGUGUUUUUUUAUCUUUUUAAUUUAAGAAUUGACAUAAUGUACCUUGCAUGUGUGAAAAAUUAACAGAUGUUUUGUUUUUACCAUAAAACUAUGUCAUAUCAUUGUCUGUUACCCUAAAUAUGAAAAAGUUUUCAUGACGUAAAGUAUUUAAUAAAAUGUUUUACUCACAAUGAAAC